Molecule: messenger RNA, 504 nt
Organism: Pediculus humanus corporis (human body louse)
Lineage: Eukaryota; Metazoa; Arthropoda; Insecta; Psocodea; Pediculidae
Product: Sex-determining region Y protein, putative
Exons: 4
Coding region: 1-504 (167 amino acids)
Biological process (GO): regulation of DNA-templated transcription; cell differentiation; anatomical structure morphogenesis
Molecular function (GO): RNA polymerase II cis-regulatory region sequence-specific DNA binding; DNA-binding transcription factor activity, RNA polymerase II-specific
Source: RefSeq, a predicted model, not a curated record
AUGUCUGAUAACUUUGAUAGUAACUCAAUAGGAACAGUGGAUUUUCCAGAUGAAGAUUAUAAUAAACACAGAUUUAACACUUUUAAAAUAAUAUCAAGUGGUGAUGAAUUAAAUCAUGAUUUGAUACAGAAAAAUAUUAACAUAAAUGGAACUCAAAGGCCCGUUUAUUUGAUGAAUGAUAAUUUGAAAAUGUUGGCGAAAAGGAAUAGUAUAUUGCCACCGGAUUUAAGGCAUAAAAUAGAAAAUGACGAGUAUCAUGCUGUUAUAGUACACGAACCUGAAGCUAAAAUUCCAAGGCCACCCAAUGCAUUCAUGAUAUUUGCCAACGAAUGGAGAAAAAAAGUUGCACAUAAAUUUAACAACGAAAGUAAUAAGGAUAUAAGCGUACGUUUGGGUCAAAUGUGGAGAAAUUUAGACAAAUCACGUAAAGAAGAAUAUUUUAUAAUGGCGCGAAAAGCAGAUGCCGAACAUAAAAUAAAAUAUCCAGGUACGUUUAUUAUAUAA